GAUCAAUGAAAAUCAUUAUUCUUCAUGGGAUCGGAGCCUAAUUAAACAAAAAAAGAGGCAAGACCCUAAUCCUACCUCUCGGCUCCCUCUCUCUCCCUCUCGGCAGUUUCAGCGGCGCUCCAGCCGCCCAUCCUUCAUCGUCGGCAGUCCUCCAGCGGCGGCACUCCCCCCCUCUCUCCGGUUCUCUUCUCUCCAAUGGCCGAAAGCGAGGUUACCUCCAACACCACUCCGGAAAAAACCCCUCAUCUUGAUUUCACGACGAUCUCAAAUGUCAAACUCUAUGUUCCGGUUUUUCUCAGCCUCUCUCAACCGAACUACAAAAAGUGGAGUCGCCUUUUUCUCCUCUUGGUUCGCCGAUUCAAUCUCCAAGGCUACAUCAAUGGCUCCAUCGCCCCUCUCUCUGAAGACGACGAUGAGUGGCUCCAACUUGACGCUCUCCUCCAGGGAUUGAUCUUGUCCACCAUCUCCGACGAAGUCUCAGAUCUGGUUAUCUCCUCUGUCUCCACUGCUUCUGCUCUUUGGAAAGUUAUUCAUGAUCUGUUUCACGACAACAAGAAUGCUCGUGCCAUGCAACUAGAGCACGAGUUCCGCACCACCGUCAAAGGCAACACCACUAUGGCGGCCUAUUGUCAGCAUCGGCAAAAUCUCGCCGAUUGGCUAGACGAUGUUGAUGCCCCGGUGUCCCAACAUCAACUGGUUCUUCAGAUGCUUCGUGGUCUCCCCGCAGAUUUGCAGGCCCAGACGUCUUUUUUUCAAUUUCAGGACCCGCUACCCACUUUUCUCCAAGCCCGCUCCGCCCUUAUGUUAUUGGACCGGAAACGCUCUCCCAUGGCUGAAGCGGGUGGCACGGCUCUCCUUGCCGGCCGGCCCGGUGGUAACGGCGGCACAUCUUCCACUGCACUUCUCCAACAUCUCAUCCAGCGGCUAGAGGCCGAAUUUGCUAUGACAGACAUGGGAGACCUACACUUUUUCCUCGGCAUCAACGUACACAGGACGACCAGUGGCCUAUUUCUCCACCAAACACAGUUCACUCAUGACAUACUCGAGCGGGCCAGGAUGGUCUCUUGUCGCCCCAUCUCCACCCCAGUGGACACAAAGGCAAAGCUCUCCUCCUCGUCAGUCUCCUGGUCCUCCAAGCGUCAGGCUACCACUUCCCGUUACAGUGCAGAAUCUGAGUAUUGCGCUGUGGCCAACGCCGUUGCAGAGACGAGCUGGAUCCCGAAUCUACUACUUGAGCUGCAGCAACCCCUUCGGCUUGCCACCCUUGUCUUUUGCGACAACGGCAGUGCUGUGUAUCUCUCGACAAAUCCUGUACAGCACCAGCGCACCAAACACGUGGAAGUUGAUAUCCACUUUGCCCGUGACAAAGUAGCACUGGGUCAUGUGCGAGUUCUCCACGUCUCCUUGUCUUCGCAGUAUGUUGAUAUCUUCACUAAGGGACUGUCAUCUUUAUUAUUUCUGGACUUCAGACAAAGCUUGGGAACUCCUCCACAUUCGACAUAGCCGGGAGCAUGUUAAAUAUAUUGUAUUAUUCCCU
Cuscuta campestris is the source of this 1537-nucleotide messenger RNA. The record is from the annotation of a GenBank genome assembly. NCBI's taxonomy places the organism in Eukaryota, Viridiplantae, Streptophyta, Magnoliopsida, Solanales, Convolvulaceae.